Molecule: messenger RNA, 2250 nt
Organism: Triticum turgidum subsp. durum (durum wheat)
Lineage: Eukaryota; Viridiplantae; Streptophyta; Magnoliopsida; Poales; Poaceae
Source: the annotation of a GenBank genome assembly
AUGAAGCUUAAGGUGUUCUCCAUCGUGGGGUUUGGAGGGGUUGGAAAGACUACGCUGGCCCUGGAGGCGUGCCGGCAGCUGGAGUCCGAGUUUCAACGCCAAGCACAAGUGUCUGUGUCCCAGAUCUUCAACGCGGAGAAGGAUAUGGAGGGGCUUCUGCAGCGCGUGAUUCAGCAGAUCGUGAAGCCAAAAGCAAAUAAUGAGGAAGGCAUCAACGUGGAGGAAUCUCCCCAGGGCAACAUGACUUUGAAAGAGCAGCUCGAGUCGACACUCCAGGACAAGAGGUACCUAAUUGUGAUCGAUGAUGUGUGGACCAUAGCAGCUUGGGAUGCAAUCCUAGCCAACUUGCCAGAGAACCACCGUGGAAGUAGAAUCCUGGUGACAACUCGGAUAGCGACAGUGGCUAAAGCAUGCAGUAAUAGAAGUGAGUAUAUCUAUCCAAUCGAGCCCCUGAAUUCAGAAGACUCCAAGAGGUUGUUCCUCAGUAGAACAUUUCCAUCCGUUGGUGCCACUUGCCCUGAUAGCUUAAAAGUUGCAAUGCAAGAUAUUUUGAGAAAAUGUGGUGGGCUUCCAUUGGCCAUUGUCAGCAUUGCCAGCUUCUUGAGAAACUAUAAUUCACCAGAUGGAAAAGAUAUGUGGGAAAGAGUUUCCAAGUCGAUUGGAUCUCACAUGGAGAGCCAACCUAGCCUUGAGAGGAUGAGGCAGAUAGUCACACUCAGCUACAACCAUUUGCCUCAUGACAUAAGGUGUUGCAUGAUGUAUCUUAGCAUUUUCCCAGAGGAUUAUGCGGUCAACAUGCAUCGUCUGUUGCAUAAAUGGAUUGCUGAAGGAUUGGUUGCUGAGGUGCGUGGAUUGACCUUGCUGGAGGUUGCCCAAGCAUACUAUGAAGAACUUCUCAGUAGGAAUAUGAUUGUUCAGGCAGCAGAGGAAGUUAGAAACGAGGUUAGCAGGGAGACGUGCCGAGUGCACGACAUGGUGCUUGAGGUCAUGGUGUCUAAAUCACUAGAGGCCAACUUUGUUAGCCUGAUAGGUGGGCCGUACGAAGGGAUGGCAUAUGAUAAGAUUCGUCGUCUCUCCAUCCAUGGUGAAGAAGAGGAAUCUGUGGACUUGACAUCCAAGAAAAAGGGUGUGAGGAAUAUAGAGAUGGAGGUAAAACAUGUCCGAUCACUGAGCAUGUUCAAUAACCAAGGGCACUACCUGCUUGAUAGACUGGGUGAAUUCACCCUACUAAGGGUACUUGACCUGGAUCACUGCAAGGGCCUACAGAACAAGCAUAUGGGAGAUAUUUGCCGGUUGUACUUUCUUAGGUACUUGAGCAUGAGGGAAACAAAUGUCAGUGUGAUGCCUCCGGAAGUUGGUAAGCUGGAGCAAUUACUGACACUUGACGCGCGUGGCACGCUCCUUGAAGGCCUUCCAGAAACUGUGAUCAAGUUGCUUAAACUUGAGCGCCUGUUUUUCAGCAGCAUCUGUGUCUGGGAAGUUCUGUGGACGCCGCCCAGGGGUGUCUCAAAAAUGAAGGCUCUGCGCGAGGUGAUUAAAAUUGGCAUCUCAGACGACAUUGAGGUUGUUAAAGAGAUUAGUAAACUGCAACAGAUGCAGCUGAUACACAUCUUCGUGAAAAGGAGCGUACCUAGUGAGGAGGUCCUUCGGGAGCUUGCCGUCUCUCUGAGCAAGAUAUACUCUAUGCGGUCACUCAACAUUGGGCAGAUAGGUAACACGGCUAAUACAUUGGACUUUCUACAUUACGUCUCGCCGCCACGGCUCAUUCGUAAGAUAUGGAUUUCUGGCAGCAUGGGUGGAUUGCCGUCCUGGAUCGGGUCACUCACAUAUCUUGAAGAGAUCGAGCUUUUGUGCGCAUUCCUUGUUGAUGACCAACUAUUCGAAAUUCUGUGCGAGUCCCCCAACCUGAAGAGCAUCAUUUUGCAUCGUAAUUUCUGGACUCGAAGGGAGCUUGUUGCACGGACCGCACACAAGUUUAUGGCGCUCAGAAGCUUGCAUGUGUCCCUUGCUGAUGAAUUUCCCGAAGUUCUGCGAUUCGAGCAAGGAGCCAUGACAAGCCUAGAGAGUCUUUCUCUGCAUAUAGGUGAUAAUAACAACAACUUUGACGGCAUCGAGCACUUAACAAACCUCAAAGAGGUGCACCUCUCUGGUGGUAGAGACUACUCUGCAAUGAAGCUUGCCCUCGACAUGCUAAAAGCGGAGAAUGAGAGGCGGCACUCCAAAGUGUUCAAGAUCACAGUGAGAUAUUAA